Molecule: messenger RNA, 1198 nt
Organism: Perognathus longimembris pacificus (Pacific pocket mouse)
Lineage: Eukaryota; Metazoa; Chordata; Mammalia; Rodentia; Heteromyidae
Gene: Spata9
Product: spermatogenesis associated 9
Exons: 5
Coding region: 101-859 (252 amino acids)
Source: RefSeq, a predicted model, not a curated record
CAGCAGUUAGCUGCAGAGUCUGGCCUUGCUGCUUUCCUGAGUUUCCUCAAGGCUGCUCUCAUCCCAGACCUACACGCUUGCUAAGCACUAGGAAUCCACCAUGCCAAUCAAACCUGUUGGGUGGAUAUGUGGGCAGGUGUUGAAGAACUUUUCUGGAAGAAUUGAGGGGUUCCAGAAAGCCAUCAUGGACCUCAUAGAUGAGUUUAAAGAUGAAUUUCCUGCCAUCCUAAGAUUAUCGAAGUCUAACCAGACGAAAGAAACUACACAGAAAUCAUCCCAAGUCAACAUGGCUCUCGCAUUAGCCAAGAUCAACCGGGGAACGCUGAUUCAAGGAUUAAACAGGAUAUCGCGAUCCUCCAAAUCAGUGGCCAGACUUCUGCAGCCUCAGCUUAAGCACAGGCUUUUAGAACUAAGGGGCAUAUCUCACCGUCUGCUGCGAGAGGUCAAUGCACCAACGCAACCCCUGUACAACAACGUGCAGGUCGGAAGGGGUUCUUUGUUUGAAAUCAUUUCAUUUCCUGCCAAAGCUGCUUUAACUAGUAUAAUCUAUGCUUCCUAUGCAACACUAGUCUAUUUGGCAGUCUGUGUUAAUGCUGUGCUGGAGAAAGCAAAGAACAUUUUCAAAGAAGAAGAAUCUAUAAGGCGAAACCAAGAAAAUGAACUUUGUAGAAAAGCCUUUUCUGAACCUGUGCUUCCAGAGCCGGUGUUUCCUGCAGCCGAAAUCAAAGCGAAACCUUACAGGUCACUGCCAGAGAAGCCAGACAAGGUUUCAAAUCAACCCACACUUCCUGACAAGGGAAGCAAUAAGAUCCAGGUUUUACAUUCAGUGUUUGACCGAUCCGCCGAAAUGAAUGAAUAAGCAAAUCUUGAACCCAAGUAUCACUGUAGAGCACCUGUGUUACCUACUGGCACAUUUCAUCUGGCAACACCAGGAGACUAGUUUCUAGUGCUCUGCUUUAGCCAAAGGAGAGGGCAGAACUUCUACUGUUUACAUGGCAGAAAAAGUAAAAUGAAUCUUGAUGUAAAAAUGUUCUAUAUGGUUACACAGUGUUCUUACUUAUUUUUGUGCCAGGACUGGGGCUUGAACUCGGGGCCUUGUGACCUUCCUUGGCAUUUAUUUCCACUCAAAUCUUGGUACUCUACUGAUGGAGCCACACUUGCAUGUCUGGUUUUUUUGCUGGUUAAAUGGAGAUAAGAG